Messenger RNA from Camponotus floridanus (Florida carpenter ant), 1779 nucleotides. RefSeq lists its product as uncharacterized. The record is from RefSeq and is a predicted model, not a curated record. Lineage: Eukaryota; Metazoa; Arthropoda; Insecta; Hymenoptera; Formicidae. The transcript has a single exon. Bases 626 to 1468 code for a protein of 280 amino acids.
CAUAAUUAUUCUCAAUGUAAAUUUCCUUUUAUUUCAUAAUCCUGUUUUAAAUUUCGACACUGGCAAUGAAUCCGAAAGUACAACGCAGAAAACUUUCGUUUUUAAAAUAAGAUAUACAAUUAACAAGAUAAUUUUCAGGAGAAAACGCAACUUCUCUCUUAAUCUCGUUUUUUAGAAAUUUGUAAUUUUUCUUUCGAUUAUUUUAAUUCAAUUUCUACGACCAAUUGUUAUGUCAAAUAAGUCUGUUUAAACUUUAGACUUAUAUUUUAUUUAUAUAAUUAAUUGCGCUUCCCAUCGACAAUCGUGUUGAACAAACAAUCAAUCUCAAUCCCACGCCAAUCUACAUGUAAUGUCUUAAUCCAAUAGCGAGAUGGAUCCCCCUAUCAUACAAAUUCCGCGUACCGGUUCACGCGACGAGUCACAAGCACGGCGAACCCGCUAUUCGCGCGAUCGUCGCAGUUGCGAAAAGGAUCCCGUUCGUUUCGCUCGCGUUGCCGAAGAGCAAUAACGACGAAGGUCGAACAGCAUCGCUCAUCCCGAAGAUCAAGCUCAUCCUCUCAUCACGUACUUAUCUAUAUUGUACGUGCACAUAUCAACGUAUAUAUAAUAUAUACACAUCACUAGAAUGGCGGUGAUCCGGAUGUUAUUGUUCUUUGGUACGGCGUUCUUUACGCUUGUUAAAGUUGACGCUGCUCCGACGAGGUAUGAUCAACGACAGGAGGGCGAUGUCAACGUGCAUGCCCAGCUUGAAAAUUUUCUCUUCGUCGUGGCCAUUCCCAGCAACAACAAUCUUCUCGGCGACCUGGCGUUGCAGGCUCUCGAACUCAAGCAGCAAUUGAUCUCUCGGUCGAGUUCGAAGGGACAAGAAUCAAUUGUUUCCUCCAACGAAAAAUCUCUUAGGGCUGACAUAGCAGAACCUGCUGUGGAGAUUAUCCAGAUAAACGAAAAUCAUUCGAAUAAAGGAGCUACGAUACACAAAACAGAGGGACAAAAUGAGGAAGCAACAAAUGUUUCGAAUCAGCAAACAAUCUUUUCGAUCAGCAAUGCGCAACAAGAAGCGAAAUUUCCUGAAAGGAGCGCGAAAAAUAUGCCAGCUUUCGAAUUUCCCAAGAGUCGCGAGGAGCCGGCUAUUAUAGGAUACUUCGUGGAUGCGAGAAAAAUACUUGAAUCUAAGAUCGAGGACGAGGGACGGGCUCGAAAUGUAGUUGAGAAUGUUCGAAACCCCAUCAUCGAAUCAGGAAGACCGGGAACGACGUUGAAAAAACAAUUGCUUCAAAAAGAAGAGGAUAUCGAGCUGCCCUCAUCGAACGCAGAUAAAAACGACGUAACUUCAUCAUCCGAGGAUAAACAACAGGAUGAGCUAAUAUUGCUGGGCGACGAAUAUCACAAGAACUGCGGCCCAGAUGGAUAUCGCGAUGCAUCCGGUAUCUGCCAUUAUAAGUCGACCAUUAUAAGCCAUGCUCUUUAGCUUCAAGUUCCGAUGAUUAUAGUUUUAAAUAUUGAGAUAUACUACUUAAUAUCACAGUUAUCUCUCUCGAUGCAAUAGUUUAUAUUUUCCUCUUUUUAUUUAGCAAAUAUUAUAUCUAUUGUAUACGCAUAUCGAUUUCAAAUAGUUAGUUAAUUUUCUUUUAUUAGUGCAAGAAUUGUGUCGAAGAAUCUUUUGAUUUUAAUUUAAUGUUUAGAACGCGCUAAAAUGCAAAAUGGUUGUUAUUUUAUACAAACGAGUGUAAAGCGAAAGUUACACAUGUAUUUAUCAGGCUUUGAAUAAAAUAUUUAAAC